Messenger RNA from Parathielavia appendiculata, 5289 nucleotides. RefSeq lists its product as uncharacterized. Lineage: Eukaryota; Fungi; Ascomycota; Sordariomycetes; Sordariales; Chaetomiaceae. Gene Ontology annotation, molecular function: guanyl-nucleotide exchange factor activity. The record is from RefSeq and is a predicted model, not a curated record. The coding region runs from base 1 to 5289 and encodes 1762 amino acids. The transcript has 2 exons.
AUGUCAUUUCGCAGUGAUGAUUCACGCCGAUACGGCCAUGUGCCGCCAGCGCAAUAUCCCGUCGCCGCUCCGUCGCAAGAGCCCGUUGAGUAUCCGGCGAGGCGCCCGAGUUUCGACAGCGGUGACGAUGCCAUUUUCUUCGACCAGCCCGCUGCCCGGCCCCAACCGCUCUACACGGGCAGCACAGGCAGGGCCGACGAAGAGCUUUUCAUAAGCAGCCCCGUCGCAGACACCCAGCCGGUCCCAAACCGAGCGAGCUACAUUCCGCCAAACGCCGCCGCCGCGAGCUUUCAUCGACAGUACCAAGUCCAUGUCCCGCCGCCCCCACCAUCGCACUCGACCUACAAUCCCCAGACUUUUGCUCGCUCGCAGUCGACAUCCCUCCCAUAUCAUCCCGCCUCAGGAGCAAGAUUUACGCCUUCCACAAGCCCGACAUAUGCGACGGCCCCAACGAACUAUGCUCCGCAGGCGUACAAUCCGGCGGCAUAUGCGAACACCAGCACCGCGCUUCCUCAGAGGCACUCUACUGUUGCUGGAUACAGCGGCUACGGCUACGGGAGUUACAACGCGCCAUCUGUGCCUCAUGUUUCCACCGCCUACGUACCGCCGCCUCCGUCAACUUACGGUGGUUCGCAACCAUCCUCGGCGACGACUCCUUCGGCCCCGCAGAGAUAUGAGCCUGCGUUACAUAGCCCGCAGUAUGCGCCAUUGGUGGCACCCUCUGCCGUUUCCGCGCAAUACGAGCCAUCAUACUCGGCAGCCUAUGGUACUCAGCAGUAUCCAGAGUUGACUUAUGCUUCUAAUGGCAUCCCUGCCGCGUCGAGUCCUCCAUACACUGCGUCAACCUCGCAUGCACCAUAUCCCGUGCACUCUCAUAUUCCGGUUGGCCCCAACUACUCCCCUGACCCCAGUUCCUUCACCAACCGAGCCGCUCGAUCGGGAUCUCAAACGUCGCCCAUGCCUUCGCCUCCGGACCGUGCCCCGGCCUCCCCGCAAAUCCAGAGACACCCAACAAAUGCUCCGCUUCCCAGUCGUCCAAUGGAUGAUUUACCGGAAGAGCCGGAUUGGAGAAUGAAUGGAGGCGGUGAGGCGGAUUUCCAGGUCACGCAAGACAGCCUGAUGCAAGAGAUUGUAUCGGAUCUAGGGGGUUCUUCGCAUACGCAGCGCCCCCAGCCUACCAAUGGCAUUGUAUCAGACGAUAUUUUGGAGAAAGCCCAGCGGUACAAUUCCACUUCAUCAAGAACCACUUCCGAACCCGGCGUUAAUCGGUACCCAUCAAACGCCUCGUCGGCCAUGAACAACACUGCGGCUUCGACGAACACAGCCUAUACUGGGUGGGAUUCCGAGGAAAGUGAUCCGGAAGGUGCAGCGGGCCUGCUAGCCAUGCAGGACGAUAUGGAGGAUCGCAGAUUCGGUGGUAUAACAUUUCCGGCUUACAUGGAGCCGUUCGCCGCGCCGCAGUCACAACCGCAGUCUGCCCCCCAGCUUCCACCACCCCCUGAAGAGCAACUAAGCCCGGACAGUGACUACGGCGGGAUGGAUCUCGGCAUGUACGGCGGGGGUUAUGCUGGGAACCUGCACUACGGUACCGAAGUUAGCUCUCCGCCAGCAACAGCGCCAACUCAGGACGCGUCUCGGCCGCUACCCACUCCACAGAGCCAGGGAGCCGAGUAUCCGCCGUUUUCCGAAGUUUCAGUCGAUUAUGGAGGUACCGGUGGCCUUCUUCCCCCUCAAACACACCGCUUGAGUUUCGAUGAGGGCGACGAGCAGGUGUCCCUCCAUUCUCGGCAUAGCGGUAGUGAUUCGCCUUCCAAAGAGGACUACCCAUACGAUCAAAUGUUCUGGCACCCGGGUCUUUCAAACCGUCCUCUGCCCGCCCUUCCACCUCAGCCUCCAGACAGCGGUUCGCUUCUUUCCGCCCAGCCAUCGAUCAGAUCCAACUAUCAGCACAGUCAUUCUCUGAGUGCGGAUUCAAGACUGCCCUAUCCACCUGAUACCCCUGUGAUUCAGCAAGGUCUGAAUGCUGGUCAGCAGCACGUUGAGAGGUCAAUCUCACUGGUGAACCACAGCAACACGCCCCCGGUACAGGCACCUGCUAGAUCUCGGACUGAUGCUGAGGAGCGCAGGCGAGCGAUGAAAUACGUCUCCCAGCCGGGUGCACCGGCUUACCAGCAAGGGGCCGUGCCGUACGAGGGCUAUGAGGCGGCGACCCCAUCGUCAUUGGCCGCCUACGAUAUGAUCACGUUGCCCACAGGCAGGAGGAAGAAGUUUGUGCCUUCGAAACUCUCGGCUGCGGACAUCAAGCGUUGCGCAGAGCCCUGGGCUCUCAGCGGUAUCACUGCCUGGAUUCGUGAGAUGGCGGAAGGAGAACCCGACCUCAAGAGGAAGACGAUCGAGGAGGGUGUUCUCAAGCUCUUCUGCGCCAAGGUGCCGACAAUGAACGUCGCCGAUGCGGAACUGCUGAGCGCGAGGGUGGUGGAUUCCAUGUUUGCGGCCGGCAUCCUGAUACCCGAGGAAGAAUGGGUCAAGUUUGGCUCAGGGCAGCUGUCGGGUGUUUUGUGGCAACUCACCGGCUCCGGAUGUUAUGCGCCGAAGCUGCACGAGGACGAGCGCAUCGUUCCCCGUUUGCACGGCAACGGCAUACCAGUAAGAUGCUACUCGCACCACUGCGGCAGAACGCUCAAAAAGGUGAACCUGGACAACAUGAUGUCCGAAGAGGACGUUGUGGUUUUGGAUUGGGCUACCUUCCACGGCGUGACCAUGGAGGACAUCAAGAACAAGCCCAAGAAGGAGGUCGAGAGGCAGAACGUGCUACAUGAGAUCGUCACGGGCGAGGAGGAGUACAUGGGCCAAUUGGAUGUGCUUCGGCUGCUCUACCGCGACUGGCUCAGAGCAUGGCAGCCGCCCAUCAUCGCGGCAAACCGAAUGGACAAAUUCCUAGAUGCGGUGUUUGGCAAGGUGGAUGCUGUCCAGCAGAUCAACAAGGAGCAUCUACUCGCUCAGCUCAAAUACCGCCAACAGGAACAGGGCCCUUGGAUCGUCGGAUUUAGCGAUCUGUUCAGGGAAUGGAUUCGGAAGGCCAGGCCAAUCUACAUCGAGUACUGCUCGUCAUACCCGUACGCCUCGUACCUGAUCAGGAAAGAGUCAGCCAGAAACCUGCUCUUUCGACAGUUCCUCGAUGUCGUCCGGGAUCACAAACGCUCGAAGCGGCUGGAGUGGACGACGUUCGUCAAGGCGCCCAUCACCAGGCUUCAGAGAUACGGCCUCCUCCUCGAGACGGUGAAGAAGAAUAUGCCAGGGGAAAGUGAGGAGAAGUCCAACCUCGACAGAGCUUUGGAGGAGAUCAAGAAGGUCACCCAUGAGUGCGAUGAGAAGGUGGCAGAGAUGACCAAAAAGAUUGAGUUGCUGGAGCUGCAGUCUAUGUUGGUCCUGCGGCCUGGCUUCCAGUCCGUCUUGAAUCUUGACCACUUGGGGCGGGAGCUGCUUAAGCAGGGCGAGCUCCAAAGACAGGGUUCGAAAGGUGUCCGCUGGCUGGACACGCACGCCCUGCUUUUCGACCAUUACUUUAUCUUGGCCAAGGCUGUCCCCUCGAGGGAUGGGAGAAGCGAUAAGAAGUUUGAUGUGUCCAAAGAGCCGAUUCCGAUGCCGCUCCUCUUCCUCGAGAGCCUGAAUGACGACCCAGUCUCUAAGCAGAAGGGUUUGACAGCUCCCUUGUCACGGACGCCUGCUGCAUCCGCCUCGGGAACUCAGCUCAGCAAAGUGGCCUCUAAUUCAGGCGACCGCCCCGGGCUUGAGCACACAGGAACUAAUUCUUCGAUGGGGUCACUCACCACCGUUUCACGGCUUACAACAGGGGGCUCCGACGACGGGAAAAUCAUAUACCCAUUCAGGAUCAAGCACCUCGGUAAUGACAUUUACACGCUCUACGCAUCGUCUGCCCAGGAGCGUGCCGCUUGGUGUCAAGCCAUCAUCGAAGCCAAGACCAGGCACGCCAGGGCUCUCCAUGCACAGAAUGCCGAGCCGUUCCGCCUACGCGUCAUUUCGGAUAGCGCAUUCGCGUAUGAUUCGGCGUCUCCGAUGGGGAGGCAGCCCAGUGUGGCCAUCAGGGGCACUCCCCUAGACAGGGCCAUCCGGGAGAUGGAGCAAGUGUACGGUCCAGGGAGAGGCCCGCCACCGGUUUGCCGAGCGACUGUCAAUUGCGCCUGCGCCUUCACGUCAUCUGGCAAGUCGCUCAUCGCCAUCGGAACCGACUAUGGCGUCUACAUCUCGGAAGCGUCCAAUCCUCGGGGGUGGACAAGGUCUGUCCAGAUAAGCAGGGUCACCCAGAUCGCUGUCCUGGAGGAUUUCUCGGUCUGCCUCCUCAUCGCAGACAGGUCCCUGAUCUCGUACCCGCUUGACGUGGUUGCGCCGGUGUCAAACUUCCCCGCCCCGUCGCACGACAAUCCGCGUCGGGCACCGCAGCGUCUCGCGAAGGACGUUGCCUUCUUCGCCACGGCGCGCAUGAAGGAGAGGAUGCUCUUGUUCUACAAGCGCAAGGAGGGCAUGCACAACACGUUUAAGGUUCUCGAGCCCGUGUUCCAAAAGGCGACCGAGAAAAAGUCUCGGCUGUUUGGGGGCCGGCGCGGCGGGGCCGGCACGACCGAGUCAUUCCGCGACUUUGACGAGUUCUACAUUCCCACCGACUGCUUCUCGCUCAACUUGUUCCAGAGCUAUAUAGCGGUGGCGACGAGCAAGGGGUUCGAGCUGCUGACGCUCGACAAGAAGGUGACGCAGUCGAUCCCCCGCGACCUCGGGCAGCCGGCCAUCGCCAACAUUGCGUCGCGCAUAAAGGAGCCCAACCCACUGGGCAUGUUCAAGCUCAACGACCAGGAGUUCCUGCUCACGUACGAGGACUGCGCCGUCUACGUAGACAAGCACGGCGAGAUCAGCCGCACCCUCAUCAUGGAGUACUCGGGCAAGCAGAAGAAGGCCAGGGCGGCCACCAUGUUUGGCCAGUACCUGCUGCUGUUCAAUGACGACUAUGUCGAGGUGCGCAACGCCGAGAACGGCCGGCUGAGGCAGAUCAUUGCCGGGCGCGACGUCAGGUGCCUUGAUUAUGGGUUCCGCGGGCCGACGGGGAGCGGGCCGCACGGCGGCGGCGGCGCGGGGUUGGCUGGCGUGCAGCCGCCUGUUGGCGUGCACCAGGAUUCCAAGGGGACGGUCAAGAUCUGCAUGAGCCAUCCCGAGGUACCCGGCGGACAGAUUGUGCUGGAGAUGUUGUUGAAUGAUGGGCAUGCGGAGAAGGCUUGA